AUGGGUUUCUGCGUUGUGAUGAUUGAUAACCGUGGAGCAGCAAAUCGUGGAGUUAAUCUUGAGGCAGGUCAUUUAAAAUAUCGGCUGGGCCAAGUUGAAUUAUUGGAUCAAGAAUAUGGUUUAAGAUACUGUGCACAAAAAUAUGAUUGUAUCGAUUUAGAUCGAGUUGCUAUUCUUGGUUGGUCGUACGGAGGAUAUUUAGCCUUGAUGGCUUUAGCACAAAUGCCAAAUCUUAUCAAAAUUGCGAUUGCUGGUGCACCCGUGGUGUCUUGGAGACUGUAUAACACUGGUUAUACUGAACGUUACUUAGGUUUACCAAGUGAAAAUGAAGAACAAUAUUUAGCGUCAAAUGUUUUAAAUUAUGUCUCAUCGUUUCCAACCGAAGAAAAUCGUUUAAUGAUUAUUCACGGUUUAAAUGAUGAAAAUGUUCAUUUUGCUCAUACGAAAACGUUGAUCAACAAGUGUGUGCAAGAACGAAAACCUUAUAUUUUGAAAGUAUAUCCUAGUGAACGUCACGGAUUUAGGAACAUUGAUUCAAUGGAACAUUUCGAAGUUACACUUUUAUUACAUCUUUUAAAGUAUUUAUGA
Didymodactylos carnosus is the source of this 588-nucleotide messenger RNA. The record is from the annotation of a GenBank genome assembly. Lineage: Eukaryota; Metazoa; Rotifera; Eurotatoria; Philodinida; Philodinidae.